This is a messenger RNA of Tripterygium wilfordii, 948 nucleotides long. Its product is annotated as protein ELF4-LIKE 4-like. Gene Ontology annotation, biological process: entrainment of circadian clock; positive regulation of circadian rhythm. Bases 348 to 692 code for a protein of 114 amino acids. NCBI's taxonomy places the organism in Eukaryota, Viridiplantae, Streptophyta, Magnoliopsida, Celastrales, Celastraceae. The transcript is spliced from 2 exons. The record is from RefSeq and is a predicted model, not a curated record.
AUGACAUAAAAAAGGGAAAAGGGUUCCUUUUUGUGGAAAAGUGGCAUCCUUUAUUUUUUUUUCUAAGGUUUUUAUUCUUCUGUCAGGGAACAAACUGUGUGCUUUUUCCUUCGAUAUAUCUCCGCUUCUAUGUGUCUCUUUUGACGAUGCGAUUACUACUCUGUCUGGGUAAAUCGAAAUGAGAGAUAGAUAAAGGCAUAGAAAUUAGGCAAAAUCCACCUCAACUGAGCCAAAUUCUUGAUUAGGGUACAUUUACUGAAUUCUUUCAUGUUUGUGGUGCUAGAAUGAUCAGCCAUCAGCCAAGGCACGACUAUUUUGUAGUGGACUGAAGAGAAACUGGAUUUGAAAUGGAAGGUCGGAUAUUUUCAGGAGUAGGAAACGGUAUUCCAGUAGAUAGCAAAAUUGUGCAGACGGUUCAUAAGAAUUUUAUGCAGGUCCAAGGUAUUUUAGAUCUGAACAGAUUGCUAAUCAACGAGAUCAACCAAAACCACCAGUCGAAAAUUCCUGAUAACUUGAGCCGGAAUGUGGCUUUGAUUAGAGAGCUGAACAGUAACAUAAGAAUGGUGGUAGAUCUCUAUGCUGAUCUCUCAAGCUCACUUACAAGAUCUAUUGAAGCUUCAUCAGAAGCAGAGUCAAGUGGAACUUUGAGAUCUGAUGGAAAAGCCAAUCAGAAGAGAGUUAGAUCUGGGUAAUUGGUAUUGGUAUAGAUUCUGCACUACUUUCUUCCUUUUUCUUUUCUUUUCUUUUUAGACAGUGUAGUAAACUGUAAAAGGAGUGUAAUAAAAGAACUAUUGUCAUAGCAAAAGAAAAGGAUUUGAUAAGACCAUGCAAACUCUUUUGCACGACUGAUACAUUUUUUAGGCUUUAAUUCAGUAUUCCCAUUGUAAGAACAAUUUGACAAAUUUACAAUCAUAUUUUGCAUAGACUCUGGUCAGAUUUUCUGUAGAG